This is a messenger RNA of Amaranthus tricolor (Joseph's coat), 1052 nucleotides long. RefSeq lists its product as uncharacterized. The transcript has 4 exons. NCBI's taxonomy places the organism in Eukaryota, Viridiplantae, Streptophyta, Magnoliopsida, Caryophyllales, Amaranthaceae. The record is from RefSeq and is a predicted model, not a curated record. The coding region runs from base 293 to 898 and encodes 201 amino acids.
UGCAUGUGAUUCAAAUCUUCGUUUUACUUACGUUUUGCCUAGUUGGGAAGGUUCUUCUUCGGAUCCACGCGUUCUUCGUGAUGCUCUUCAAAGGCCCAAUGGUUUGAAGAUUCCUAGAAAUAAGUAUUUUCUUGUGGAUUUGGGAUUUUGUAACGCUAAAGGUUUUCUAGCUCCUUAUAGAGCCAUUGCUGAGACAUACUUUUAGCAUUCAUCAUGAAGAGAUCCGAGAAAGAGCCAAUGAUACCACAAAAACAACCAAAACGAUCUUAUCUUACUUGGAACCAACAAAUGGAUGCUAUACUUAUCUCCACUUUGUUUGAGCAAAGCAGUGAAGGAAAUAAGGGCGAUGGAGAGUCAAGCUGUUGCUGAUAACCUAAGGAACCAAUUGGGUUUAUUGGCUACCACCGAACAUGUAAAGAAUCGAAUCAAAGUAUGGAAGAAACAUCAUUCAGUAAUCACAGAUAUUCGCACUUACACCAAGUUUAAGUGGGAUGAUGAUAAGAAGAUGCUUAUUAUUCCAAUUGAAGACCACGAGGAAUGUAGUGCCUAUUGUAAGGUCAAUGCCGUGGCGUCUGCUUAUAGAAAUAAGAAUAUUGAUUAUUGGGAUGAAAUAUGCACAUAUUUGCCAUGGAUAGAGCUAUGGGUCAAGAAGCUGAGCAACAUGAAGAAUCUGUGGCAGCUAUGGAGAAAGAAAAUGAAACUUGCAGUCCUUCUGAGGCAAACUCUGCAUCAUCUAACAAGAGGUCAAAGAAAGAUUCUAUCGUGGAUGCUAUUUCUAGAUUUACAGAGUCAUUUGAAAACUAUCUACAAUCAAACAAACUUCCACCUAAGCCUGAUUCCAAAGAGGUUUAUGAUGUUGUUUCAAAGGUUGCCGGACAAGAUCGAAAUGAAGUCUUGAAGGCAAAAAAUCUGUUUUUGAAGGAUACAGAAGAGUUUGUUAUGUUAAAGGAACUACUAGAGAAUGAGAAAUUAGACUAGGUGUUACUAUGUCUUAACUCAUGAGUAGUUUUUUUCAGAUUUUAUUUUUGUUUAUAUGGACAGUUUGGAUGUGC